AUGCCUGUCCCCACCCGAGUGCAAGCCGAGAAGAACAUCUGGAUAGCCGCAGGCGACGGUGACCUCGCUCGAGUCCAAGUGCGCACUCGUGGAAAAUCAAUUUUUUGGUAUCUGCCUCCCUCUGCAGCGGUCUCACCAAACGCCCCUGAUGCAUUCACGUACACGCCCAUGCACGCUGCUGCAUCAUAUGGCCAACUUGAGGUCCUCGAGUACUUGGUCUCCCAUGGGGGCGAUGUGAACGUUGUCGAUGGCGAUGGUGAUACGCCACUGUACACCGUGGAAAAUAUCGAGACCGCCCAGUGGCUGGUAGACCACGGUGCGGUGGUGGAUCGUCGCAACCACGAAAACAUAUCAAGCUCUCCCAAGCCAACAGAGCAUCUGGAAGAGGACUUCCCCGAUGUGGCGGCCCACCUGCGCGCGAUCGUUAACCCGUCCGGCGCGACCGGAGUCGCAUCUACUGCGCAGCCCUCUCAACACCAGCAAAACUCGGCAUCAGAGCAGCUCACGUCGUCGCUGAUGCAGUCCGUGCAGGAGAUCAUGGAGCGCGCAGAGUCCGAUGGCCACGAUCCCGACGAGGAGCUGAGGCAGGCCGUGACCAGGACCGUCUUUCAAGGUGUACAGACUGGCUUCGAUAUGUCUGUCGACGCUAAUGCUUCCGACGAUCACAACGGAGACGGAGAUAGCGCAGCCAAGAGGCCAAGGACCGACGGGAGUUAG
Molecule: messenger RNA, 717 nt
Organism: Coniophora puteana RWD-64-598 SS2
Lineage: Eukaryota; Fungi; Basidiomycota; Agaricomycetes; Boletales; Coniophoraceae
Exons: 5
Coding region: 1-717 (238 amino acids)
Molecular function (GO): protein binding
Source: RefSeq, a predicted model, not a curated record